CUGGCCGUUUUCUUAGCUCCUGUCUCUCCCUCUGUCCCUCGGGCCCUUCCUUCCGGAACUUUCCCUGCCCCUUAGAGCUUGCUCCUCUUAGCCCUCGGCCAGCUGUACUCGCUGAGCAUCCACCGUCGCAGGCUGGCGGUCUCUCCAGCUCCGGCGUCUGGUUCUGUCUUCGGCUGUAGUUUAUCCCCCGUGAACCCAGGAAGUGCUUGGCUUCCCUGACUCAGUUUUCCAAAUCUCAAAUGAUCUUUGCUUCCUUUUCAGAUCAGCUGGUCUGUUUUAAGUGUUCUGCCCCCAGUGGCUUUGAUCCUUUCCUCCACGUUUUUGUUGUGAGCAUCCUAUCUCUGCCAGAGAUCUGAUACCCGAAGCUGACAGCCAUCCCGUGUUCUCUUCGGACUUCUCUUCACGACUGACUCUUGUGUUUCCUAACUUUGGGUGGGGACUCACGGCCGGCUGAGGGGCUCUGCAUGGGCCUCCUGGGCAGCUGGCUUUGCAGGCAAACCCUACAGGUGCUUUUAGCCUCUGUUCCCCACCAGGUGUCCCAGGAGCCCUGCACUGAGCCCACGUGAAGUGGUUCUCGGCUGGCGGGCUCUGUUCCAACGUGGCCACAAAAUCCCACACUCUUCUGUUGCUCAUGUUGGCACCUGGGCCCUAUUUUUCAGCUUUCCAGUGAUGUUUCCAGGGCUUCCCUUAUAUUCCAACGAGUUAGCUCCGCAUUUAUUUUAUCCAGCAUUGCUAGGGUUGUGCCGUGGGAGGGCUUUUUGAGUUCGUGGCCAGUUUCAUCGCUAGAAAUGGAAUUUGGCCGCUGGCUAGAACCCGUCCCGAGUGAUUGGCUGGGGGCAGGGUGUGGGGCUUCCAUGAGCAGGGAUGCCGGAGACGGCAGGCUAAUCCCCAGGAAUGUCUCGGGUCUGUCUAACGCCCCUCCCCAUCCUUCCGCCAGGCCUUCUGGGGCAGAAAGAAAGCAGCGUUGACCCCUGGCCCUCCACCCUCUUACCCCUGCCCUCCCUGCCACAGGACUGCGGCCUAAGGCCUCUCCCCACCAGGCCAGCCCACACAUCCUAGUGGUUAGGAGCCAGGGCCUGGUGUUCAGCAGGGUCUGGCUCCAAAUCCUGGCCGUGUCGGAUUCUGGGCGACUUUGGAGCAGUGACUCUUUUUGUCCGAAGGUGGUCUCAACGACACUGCGGUAGCCAGUACCCACCACUGCCGAGCGAGGGAAGCAGUGCAAAGCAGGUGGGAGUUUGGGUCGGUCCAGCCCUCGCUAGUACGAAGAGCCAGCGGCCGCUCCUGAGUUUGUGUCUGUGCCUGCCUGACACAGGCUUCCUGGGGCUCGGGGAUGUGACUUGCAGUUUCAGCAGCAAAUGCUCAACAGCCUCUGGCUUACACCCCUCCCCACAGCCUGGGCACCCCUGCGUCGCACGCCCCAGCCCCCCGCCCACCCCCCCCCCCCGCAGCCACGUGUGCCCACAGUUUCUGGGUUUUGCCGGUCUGGGCUGCAGGGUCUUAUCCGAGUUUUUACCUGGUCUUACCUGUGUGUGAUCCAGCACCUCUUUAAACCUCCCUAAGUUAUUUGGUGCCUCUUCGCCUGGAAAACUCUCGCGAGCUUCUGUCAGGCGGCGGAUCACACGCUUAAAUGCGCCAUCUCUCUGUCCUCAGAACCUCAUGUGGGAAAGACUGAUUAGCUCCCUCUCAUAGGUAAGGGAUGGUCUCAUUUCCUUGAUAUUACAGGGGCCAGGCAUGGAAGCCACUGGAAACUGCUGCUGUGCCUCUCAGACCCAGCGGGCUUAAGCUCCCCUCCCGCCCUGAUGCCAGGACAGGGCUGAGGCUCCAGGUCCCAGGGGCCUCAGGUGGGCCUUCUAGAGACAGGAGUUCCUGCAGGGUGAGCUUCCGACCCUUGAGUCCCAGUUCUUGGCUGUCUCCAGGCCUCUCCCUUUUCCUGUUUUGGUGCUGGCUCAGCCAGGCCCGGAGACAGGGGCAUGAUGUCUUAAUCCUCCGGGUGGCAGCCAUGAUGGAUUCUCCACUGGCUUGGCCACCUGCUGACCCCUCUCUUCCCACACACCUAUCUGCCCCACCCGGCGCCCGACGUGGGGACCCCUGAGCCCUGGCGCCCUGCCUGAGUGCGGAGGGGCCACCCCGGCGGGCCCACGAUGCCCCCCAACUCUUUCCAGAAAGCAGGUGGGGUGGGGGACCGGGCUGCCCGCCCUGGGCUCGGCUCUGGCUGCCACAACAGUUGUAAAUCAGGGGAAGAGGGGGUGUCGGAAACGGGUCUGCGGAAUGUCUGGAUGGGGCAGGGAGGGGGUGAGUGCUUAACUCUUAGAAGCACAGGGUGUGGGGCCAAGGGACUGGCUUGCCUGGCCCUGAGGAUGCGGAAGAGCAGCCGGUACGGGACGCGGGGUCUUCCUGCUACUACAGUAGCGGCAACGAAGAGGUUAUUUCCCCAGCCCAGGCUGGGGAAUAAAUUGAGGGUGCGAGGCGUCCCCACCCUCGGGAUCUGCCCGUCACGAUGGCCACAGGAAGAGUCCUACUCUGCUCUCUGCUGCUCCUGUCGCUGCAGCCGGGCCUCGGCAGGGGCCCUGGUGCUCGGGGGGCUCCGGUGGUGGGGGAAGAGCCACGAGGGACCCUGAGGCCGCAGCUGGGUGCCCGCCUGCGCAGAGCCCUGGCCAGCCCGUGUCAGCUGUGGAGCCUGCCCCUACCUGUGGCCGAGCUGGGUCUGGGCUACGCUUCCGAGGAGACGGUCAUCUUCCGCUACUGUGCAGGCAGCUGCCCCCGCGGUGCCCGCACCCAGCACGGCCUGACGCUGGCCCGGCUGCGGGGCCAGGGCAGAGCCCACGGCGGGCCCUGCUGCCAGCCCACCCGCUACACCGACGUGGCCUUUCUCGAUGACCGCCACCGCUGGCAACGGCUGCCCCAGCUCUCGGCGGCUGCCUGCAGCUGCGGCGGCUAAGGACGCCAGGCCUGGGGCCCUGCAGCCGCUUGAGGAGCCCUGCUGACCUAUUUAUCGGAGACUUGGAUGCCGAUGAGAUCAGAGGGGCGGUGGGCUGGGGGCCGCCUGCAAGGAGCAUAAUAAAGGAAACUGCUGCUGCAUGACUGUGUUCAGCCAGGGUGUGCCCUGACCCUGCCACCGAGCUCCCUGUGCGUGGACAGGGAGGGUCCUGGGCUUCCCCUGCACCUCUCGGCGCCUGCAAGCAGCCAGCUCAAGG
This is a messenger RNA of Lynx canadensis (Canada lynx), 3194 nucleotides long. It is a transcript of the gene PSPN, whose product is annotated as persephin. The transcript is spliced from 2 exons. Bases 2498 to 2938 code for a protein of 146 amino acids. The record is from RefSeq and is a predicted model, not a curated record. NCBI's taxonomy places the organism in Eukaryota, Metazoa, Chordata, Mammalia, Carnivora, Felidae. Gene Ontology annotation, molecular function: glial cell-derived neurotrophic factor receptor binding; growth factor activity; receptor tyrosine kinase binding.